Molecule: messenger RNA, 1009 nt
Organism: Cimex lectularius (bed bug)
Lineage: Eukaryota; Metazoa; Arthropoda; Insecta; Hemiptera; Cimicidae
Product: small ubiquitin-related modifier-like
Exons: 5
Coding region: 238-540 (100 amino acids)
Biological process (GO): protein sumoylation
Cellular component (GO): PML body; nucleus
Molecular function (GO): ubiquitin-like protein ligase binding; protein tag activity
Source: RefSeq, a predicted model, not a curated record
CCUGAUUGAUUUUUGCCCCGGGUCCGCGCGGAGAAGGCGUCCGCCCUGAUCUUCACCUCUGGGCGCCCUUCGAAAAUUGCCUCGCCGGUCGGCGAUCCUGCCGGCAGGGGCCAGGUCUCAGCCAAUGGGCGCCCGUCUGGCGUCUGCAGAAGAUCCUGGAAGAGGUCCUGAGUUGCCGCUCGGCGUUGGACGAUCGACUCGCGAACUUGGAAGGGCAGCCCUUUGAAUUUUUCAAAAAUGACCGACACACAACCAACCCAAAAACCCGAACAGGCGACGACCGAGAAGGAAAACUCGGAUUACAUCAAGCUCAAAGUCGUAGGAAACGAUUCAAAUGAAAUACACUUCAAAGUCAAGUUGACAACACAGAUGGGAAAACUGAAGAAGUCGUACAGCGAGCGAGUGGGUGUCCCGAUUGCUUCGUUGAGAUUCCUAUUUGACGGCCGGAGAAUCAAUGACGAUGAGACCCCAAAAGCGCUUGAUAUGAAGAACGACGAUUUGAUAGAAGUAUACCAAGAACAGACAGGGGGAAGCCAAUGAGCCGUUUCUCUACAGGCGGCAUCCAAUUUGUAUAAAAUCCUAAACUUGUAUUAUAAUUUUAAACGAGCAUUUAAAAAAAAAAUCAUUACAAUGUUUUAUUUGAUAGCACAAUUACUUUUUUCUUUUUCUUCAGGUUUUUUUAAACAUGCAUAUUCUUUAUUUGCUUUAAAGAUUAUGUUUUUUCUUUUCUACUUGUUAAUUAUUUGUAUUGACUGUUUUUAUUGUGUAUAAAUAAAUAUGGGGUUAAAAUAAUCUAAUGUGAAAGGAAUUUUACGAGUUAAAUUCACAAACUUAAAAUGAUUCAAACUGUCAGGCCCAGAUUUAUUUAAAUAAUGUGCUUCGAUGUUGAUAUCCUGUGAUAUAUACAUUUAUUUCAGUUAAUAUAAAAAGUUAAUAACAGUUGAAAGCAAUUCUCAUAUUUUUUCUCUCAACACGUGCUUUUGUAAAUAUUAAUAAUUUAGAGAAAAAA